Eimeria maxima is the source of this 831-nucleotide messenger RNA. Its product is annotated as nucleoside diphosphate kinase, putative. Lineage: Eukaryota; Apicomplexa; Conoidasida; Eucoccidiorida; Eimeriidae. The coding region runs from base 1 to 831 and encodes 276 amino acids. Gene Ontology annotation, biological process: GTP biosynthetic process; CTP biosynthetic process; UTP biosynthetic process. Gene Ontology annotation, molecular function: nucleoside diphosphate kinase activity. The transcript is spliced from 3 exons. The record is from RefSeq and is a predicted model, not a curated record.
AUGGCAAACCGCCAAGAACGUACCUAUAUAAUGCUGAAGCCUGAUGGUGUACAGAGGGGUUUAUUACCUGAGGUCCUUCUUCGUUUUCAGAGAAAAGGGUAUAAAUUAAUAGCAAUAAAGAUGGUGUAUCCAACAAAGGAUUUAUUAGAGAAACACUACCAGGACCUAAACACUAAACCCUUUUUUCCUUCCCUUAUUUCUUAUAUGAGUAGUGGUCCUGUUGUUGCUAUGGUAUGGGAAGGAACAGAUGUAGUUAAACAGGGAAGAAAACUUCUUGGAGAAACUAGACCUCUUGAGAGCCAACCAGGUACCCUUCGUGGAGAUUUCUGCAUAGAUGUAGGCCGUAAUAUUGUUCAUGGAUCUGAUUCUGUUGAAUCAGCAAAGAAGGAAAUUUCUUUGUGGUUUAAGGAUAACGAAUUAUGUGAAUGGACACCAGCUAAUAAUUCAUGGAUUUAUGAAUUAGUUGUAGAGAGGAAACAACAAUUUCUUAAGUAUCCUCGUGGGAUCGUCUCCAACCGAUCUGGGAUCGUCUGGGGAUCGUGGUGGGAUCGUACGGAAUCGUAUUGGGAACGUCUGGGGAUCGUGUCGGGAUCGUUUCCGGACCGCGCUAGGGUCGUGUGGGAGCGCUUGUUGGUAUCGUGGUGGGAUCGUAUUGGGAUCGUGAUGGGAUCGUAUUGGGAUCGUUAUGGGAUCGUAUUGGGAUCGUUGUGGGAUCGUAUUGGGAUCGUGAUGGGAUCAUUUUGGGAUCGUGAUGGGAUCGUGAUGGGAUCGUAUUGGGAUCGUAUUGGGAUCGAGGUGGGGAUCGAGGUGGGGAUCGUAUUGGGAUCGUGA